CUUACUCCAACGACUUGGCAUCCAACAUCAAUUUUCUCGCAAUGAUGAAAUGCAAUAUCGCGGGGUUCUCUUCGAGAUGCCGCUUGAAAAUGACUACUUAUUCACGCAUGGUAUUUCGUGUCAGAUAGUCAGCCUAAGCGUGUACGAUCGUUCAUCAUGGGCGCUUCAUAUAAUCGAAGUUAUGUCAAUUGCCCUCCCCUCGAUGGAUCUCUGUCCCUCCCUGAAUUGGUGGAAUUCAAUGCGCAAUAUAACUCGGACGUUACUUUCUUUGUCUAUGACAAACCUGACAGUAAUGAUCUGGUCUCUAUCUCACACUCAGACUUCCAUCGAGCUUGCCAUCGGGCCGCCCAGGCAAUUAGAAAAAGCGGCGCAGGCGCAGACAAAGAGGUGGUCGCCCUCAUCGGGAUCUCUGACACCCUUCUUUACCAGACAGUAUUUAUGGGUAUCAUCUUCGCUGGGCUAAUUCCAUUUGCCAUGUCCUUUCGCAAUUCGGCAGCGGCAGUCGCGAGCAUGAUGCAGAAGACAAGAUGUCGUCGUUUAAUCACCACUCAACACUCUCUUGCUUCUCUGAUCGACGGAAUCAAAGCGGGUUUUGCGUCUCGUGCUACUCAAAUGGGUCAGCUGCAGAUCGACGAGAUGCCGGCGGUGAAACACCUGUACCCCGCGCUCGUUAGUGGUACUCCAGACGAGGCCAUUGUCCCGUACUCUUCCCCAGGUUCGCCGUCGUCUGAGAACGAUGUAUUGUUCUACUUGCACUCCUCUGGCAGCACUGGUUUCCCCAAACCCAUUCCGAUAAGUAACCUGACUGCCAUCCACUGGUGCAUAACGCCAUGUGUUCUUGACCACAUCGACGUUGCCGCUCCCAUUCGCAUCGGUACUGCGUCCUUGCCAUCAUUCCAUACCCUUGGUAUAUAUCUUCAGCUGCUCGUCCCCAUCGCCACCCUGAGCAGUGUGUCUAUUUACCCGCCUACAUCUUUCCUCGAUCCCUUGGCGACUCCUGUAGUACCCAACUCGCAAAACAUCUUGAAAUCUGUACUCAAGACGAAAUCGGACGCUUUGGUAGUCGUGCCUGCCUUUCUGGAACAAUGGGCGUUUUCGCCGAGUGCUGUUGAUAUUCUGAAGACGCUCGAAUAUGUUGCUUAUGCUGGUGGUCCUCUCGCGCCCAAGAUGGGAAAUGCCCUGGUGAACGCAGGGGUCAAGCUUUCUUGUGCUUACGGCGCUACAGAAUUUGGUAUCCCCACUUAUUUCAUCCGAAAUUCAGUCGACCAAAAGCUUUGGGAAUGGGCCCCACAGGACGACGGCACAUAUGAAUGUCAAGUUUUGACAAACCCGACACAUCAAGUGUCAGUAGAGAAUCUUUCGGAUGUCAAGGGUUAUGCUACUUCGGAUGUAUUUGUCAAGCAUCCGACGAUAGAGGGUUUGUGGAAGAUCGUAGGAAGGAUCGAUGACGUUUUGGUACUCUCGUCUGGGGAGAAGACAGUACCAGCUCCCAUGGAAAGUAUCAUCUGCGCCAACCCCUACGUAAACGGCACCGUCAUCUUCGGCCGUGGUCGUAAUCAAGUUGGGAUCCUCAUAGAGCCACGAGUAGGGUGUGAAAUUGACGUUGAUGACGAAAAGCACCUUGCUGAGUUUAGGAACCGAGUGUGGCCAGAAAUAGAGGAAGCGAAUAACGAGGCUCCUGCGUUCAGCAGGAUAUUUAAAGAGAUGAUUCUUGUGACACACAGUGAGAAGCCCAUGCUUCGAGCCGGAAAAGGGACCGUUACCAAGAAAGCAACCGUCAACCUAUAUGAGGAGGAGAUCAAUGCCCUAUAUGAGAAAGUGGAGGGCAGCGCUAGGGCAGGUAUCGAUGUACCUUUGCCUAUAAGCUGGACUGCAGAAGACGUCGAGGGAUGGCUCACGGUCCACGCUACUGCUGUGAACGCCGACAAGGCAGUCGAUCCUGAUACAGACCUUUUUGCUCAAGGCUUUGACAGUCUCUCUGCGACAUUCCUUAAAAACCGCAUUAUCGGCUCUCUCAGCUCAUCUUCAGAUCGCGACGUUCAGGCAUCAGUAUUGCGGAUUGACCAGAACAUCAUAUUUUCAAGUCCUUCGAUUCGCCGGCUCGCGAGAAGCGUCAUUAAUGCAGUAUUGCAGCAGAAUGGUACAGGUACCGUCGACGCCAAGGCUGAUAUCGAGAACAUGAUCGAGAGGUAUUCAGUUGGAUUAGGGAACUCUGUCGCCGAGGCCAAUACCACUCUAGUUAAUGGGUGCAGCCAAAGCGAUCAUGUGGUUGCCCUGACCGGGUCUACAGGUGGUCUUGGCUCAUACCUGCUUGCAGAUCUACUCCGGCGCGAGGAUGUGUCUGUGGUAUAUGUCUUCAAUCGCCCAUCAAAGGGGGCAUUCAUACAACAACGACAGGAAAAUUCGUUCAAAGAUCGCGGUUUAGAUUUCACCCUGCUUCAGUCAGACAAACUAGUGUAUGUAGAGACUGAUACAUCCAAUGAUCGCCUAGGUCUAGAUAAGGAGUUAUAUCAGAAGAUCUGCACGUCUGUCACCGUCAUCAUUCACAACGCUUGGCGACUCGACUUUAACCUGGCGCUCUCGUCAUUCGACCCUCAUGUGCGCGGAAUGCGGAAUCUGAUAGACUUGGCACUGUCUUCUCCGCGUCAUCCAAAGCCGCGUUUCAUGUUCACAUCUUCCAUCUCAUCUGCUCAAGGUUGGGAUAAAGCGAAAGGACCAUUCCCUGAAGAAAUACAAUACGACGCAGGCGUCGCAGCAGGUCCCGGCUAUGGCGCGAGCAAAUAUGUUUCGGAAAGGGUUCUCGUCAACAGCAAGUUGCCGGGAUCAUCAUUCAGAAUGGGACAAAUAUCAGGAGGGCCCCCACGAGGAGCUUGGUCCACGACAAACUGGCUACCGAUCAUCAUCGAAUCAAGUGUAAGUCUGGGCGCGCUUCCGGAAGCUAAAGGAUUUGUGUCUUGGAUCCCUCCCCACGCCAUAUCAAAUGCUAUUCUUGAUGUAGCUUUCACGAAAGAAGAACCUCCCAUCGCGGUGAAUUUGGUGCAUCCGCGACCGAUCGCGUGGAGGACGUUGAUGCAGCCCGUCGCAGAUGCCUUGGUUGAGCGUAAAGUGACAAGUUACCCACUACCUCUCGUGUCAUUCUCGGAGUGGCUCGAGAAACUUGAAUCGAGUGCGAAGGACUUGAGCGAAGAGACCAUGAAACGCAUCCCUGCUAUCAAGCUUCUUAACUUCAUGCGUUUCAUGGCUCGAUCAGACAUCACGAUCAGGGUGUCUGGAGAGAUGGGCUCCGAAGCGGGUGGCGUGGCUUCAUUCGCCACCACUGUAGCUGAACGUGUCAGUCCAACGAUGAAGGAGCUGGAGUCGCUGUCUUCGGCAGACGCGGCACAGUGGGUGGAUUAUUGGGUAGCAAUGGGGAUGUUUCAAUGA
Molecule: messenger RNA, 3423 nt
Organism: Suillus subalutaceus
Lineage: Eukaryota; Fungi; Basidiomycota; Agaricomycetes; Boletales; Suillaceae
Product: putative aminoadipate reductase
Exons: 15
Coding region: 157-3423 (1088 amino acids)
Molecular function (GO): phosphopantetheine binding
Source: RefSeq, a predicted model, not a curated record